This is a messenger RNA of Hypomesus transpacificus, 1785 nucleotides long. It is a transcript of the gene nkap, whose product is annotated as NFKB activating protein. Lineage: Eukaryota; Metazoa; Chordata; Actinopteri; Osmeriformes; Osmeridae. The record is from RefSeq and is a predicted model, not a curated record. Gene Ontology annotation, molecular function: chromatin binding. The transcript has 8 exons. Gene Ontology annotation, cellular component: nucleus. Gene Ontology annotation, biological process: regulation of gene expression. Bases 146 to 1300 code for a protein of 384 amino acids.
ACACUCGCCGUAAUUUCCGGUUUCCGUUUGCUCGUGCAUAGAAGUCGCGUAAAAACAACGAUGGCUGGAACAGUGGAGUGAAUACAUCUACGCACUUCGGUUUUGUAAUUCCUGUAAAUGUGUUGAUAUUUUCAGAUACAAAGCUAUGCCUAUGUUUGAUCGGACAGGCUCUAAUGGCAACAACCAUGAAGACCAGACAAGCCCUGGGAGGGUAAGACGGCGGAGUCGUUCUCGCAGCAGAUCUAGAGAGUUUGGUCCUCUGCCAAAGGCCCCAAAAUACGAUACAGACAUCUCAUUGAAAGAUGAGCGAAGGUCUCGACAGUCCGAAAGUCGUGAAAGAAAUGUUAGGAGGUUUCGCAUGGGUAGCCCACGUAGUCGUUCGAGGUCUCGAGAGAAAAUAAACAGUUGGUAUGAUCAGCGCGAUGGCAGACAUGGUGGUUCCAGGAAUGAGUACUACGAUCAGCGGGAUGAUGCUCAACGCCAAAGACAAGAGGCCUUCAACGCAAGACGUCUACAAGAAAGGGAGAGAAUUGGUGAACUCGGAUCGUCUGAGGUCUGGGGCUAUUCUCCGAGAGUAAGAGAACCUGAUUCUGAUGAACAUACACCAGUUGAAGAGGAGGUGAAGAACAGCAGCUCAGAUUCAAGUUCAGAAGAUGACAAGAAAAAGAAAAAGAAGAAGAAAAAGAAAUCAAAAAAGAAGAAAAACAGGAAACACUCAGAGGAUAGUGAGUCAGAGUCUGACUCUGAUGGAGAAGAAGUAAAGAAGAAGAAAAAGAAAAAGAGCAAAAAGAAGAAGUCCAAAAAGAAGAAGGCCAAGAAGAGCCGUAAACAGUCCAGUGACUCGAGCAGUGAGCAGUCAGAGGAGGAAGAGGAUGCCACUGAAGAGCUCUGGGUGGAGAGAACCUGCACGGAUGAACACAUUGUCGGGCCGGAGGCUCCUCUAACCCACCUGUCCCAGGAUGACAAGCCUCUGGACUUUGGUCAUGCGCUGCUGCCAGGUGAGGGUGCUGCCAUGGCAGAGUAUGUGAAAGCAGGCAAGCGUAUCCCAAGAAGAGGAGAGAUCGGGCUGACCAGUGAUGAAAUUGCAACAUUUGAGAAGUCUGGCUUUGUGAUGAGUGGGAGCAGACAUCGACGUAUGGAGGCUGUGCGUCUGAGAAAGGAAAACCAGAUUUACAGUGCAGAUGAAAAGAGAGCUCUUGCAUCUUUUAACCAGGAAGAGAGAAGGAAAAGGGAAAGCAAGAUCCUCUCCAGUUUCAGGGAAAUGGUGUACAGGAAAACUAAAGGCAAAGAUGAUAAAUAAGUCUUUGUCCCAAAUGGUUCAUAACUUCAAAUACCUUUUUUUUCCUUUCCCUAAACUUUGUGUUUUAUUGUCUGAGAUCAAAUGUUUUUAUUCUCAGUUUUUGUAAAGGGGAAUUGAAAUAGUAAUGCAAAUUGCUUUUGUUCAUGCAUUAUGUAUAAAUCAGUCAGUUCAACAGAAUAGAAUGAGCCACCUUAUUUCUGUGCAUAAGUGUAAAGAAAAACUGUUGACAGCAGGUGCACAGGUUAAAUUGUAUUUUGUAAUUUGCUAUUGUGCAUUUCUAACUUCCAGUCUAACCUUGAACCUUCUACCUUUUUUAUUUUUGCUAAUGUGCAUGUUGUUUAGCUUGAGAAAUAAAAUUUGUAAUGUGGCUAGUAAAUCAUAACAUUGUACUUGGAUUAUUUUAACUUGAAUUAGUGAUAUGAGGAGGAUCUGCAUCUACAGGGCUUUGCAUAAAUGAGGCAAAUCAUACAGUAUUAUGUACUUAU